Columba livia (rock pigeon) is the source of this 2705-nucleotide messenger RNA. RefSeq names its product CCR4-NOT transcription complex subunit 7 (gene CNOT7). The record is from RefSeq and is a predicted model, not a curated record. Lineage: Eukaryota; Metazoa; Chordata; Aves; Columbiformes; Columbidae. Gene Ontology annotation, molecular function: nucleic acid binding; poly(A)-specific ribonuclease activity. Gene Ontology annotation, cellular component: CCR4-NOT complex; CCR4-NOT core complex; P-body. The transcript has 7 exons. Bases 281 to 1138 code for a protein of 285 amino acids.
CGCCCGCCCCGCGGCCGAGCGGCGGCGCCCCGCCCCCACGGCGACACGCAGCUUCGUCACCGCCACGCGCCCGUGACGCGUGCCGUGGGAGAGCGGAGGAAGGAGUGGCGCGCCCGGCCGACAGGAGACGGGGCGGGGCGAAUGAGGGGCGGCCCGGCCGGCGAUUGGCGCCCCCGCCGUCGGUCAGAGGUUUAAAAAUAUAAGUAAUUGAAGUCAUCUUUAUGAAACUGCUCCUCAGUCAAGUGUAGCUUUUGAUGUAUGGUCUCUAAAGCACCCCACUAUGCCAGCAGCUACUGUAGACCAUAGCCAAAGAAUCUGUGAAGUUUGGGCUUGUAACUUGGAUGAAGAGAUGAAAAAAAUUCGUCAGGUUAUACGGAAGUAUAACUAUGUAGCUAUGGAUACAGAAUUUCCAGGAGUAGUUGCAAGGCCUAUUGGAGAGUUCAGAAGCAAUGCAGACUAUCAGUACCAGUUACUACGCUGCAAUGUAGACUUGCUAAAAAUAAUUCAACUAGGACUGACGUUUAUGAAUGAGCAAGGAGAAUACCCUCCAGGAACUUCAACUUGGCAAUUUAAUUUUAAAUUUAAUUUAACAGAAGAUAUGUAUGCCCAGGACUCCAUUGAACUGUUGACGACAUCUGGUAUCCAGUUUAAAAAGCAUGAGGAAGAAGGAAUUGAGACACAGUACUUUGCAGAACUGCUUAUGACAUCAGGAGUUGUACUGUGUGAAGGAGUCAAGUGGCUUUCCUUUCACAGUGGAUAUGACUUUGGCUAUCUAAUCAAAAUCCUGACAAAUUCUAAUUUACCCGAAGAAGAGCUGGACUUCUUUGAGAUACUACGAUUGUUUUUCCCUGUCAUCUAUGAUGUAAAAUAUCUCAUGAAGAGUUGCAAAAAUCUGAAAGGUGGAUUACAAGAAGUGGCUGAACAGCUAGAGCUAGAAAGGAUAGGACCACAGCAUCAGGCAGGAUCUGAUUCUCUACUCACAGGAAUGGCCUUUUUCAAAAUGAGAGAAAUGUUCUUUGAAGAUCACAUUGAUGAUGCUAAAUAUUGUGGCCACUUAUAUGGCCUUGGUUCGGGGUCAUCUUAUGUACAAAAUGGCACAGGAAACGCAUAUGAAGAAGAAGCCAACAAACAGUCAUGACAUGAAAUGAAAGGCCGUCUUUUUGACCUCCACGUGCUUGUAUAUAGGUUUUAUCUCUGGUCAAACCCAUUGGACAAUAAGGCUUUUUUUCCUCCUUUCUCAGCGCACUUUCUUUUCCGCCUUUGUAUGUACUAAACUUGACUGUUCCUAUCACAGAUUUUGAUCUUAAUAUUGAUAUGUAAAAUUUUCUGGGUUACAUUUUGGCCUUGUAACUAGCCCAUUUGUAAGCAUGUAUAGGAUCAGUGUGGCAGAGAGAAGGGGAAAGCUAAAUCAUAAUGAAUAGUUUGGUACACAUACCUAUAAUGAUCUUAGAGUUUUUUAUCUCUUUCCCCUCCCUUCUCCAAAUUAACUGGCACUGAUUGUAACUAACGUCCCCAUUCAUGUCUGUUCCUUCCAGUAUGCAGGCGUUUUAGCUAUUCAAGAUCGUGGACCAUCAAAUUUGCACUUUAGAGAGUGACUCUGACUCAGAUCCUCUGUUUUAUUUGAAGUUUGUUUUUCUUUUGCCCUCGGCUAGAAAACAAUCAUCCGCCAAGUUCAGCAGCUUCACACUGUAUUUCCUUGGUAUCUCAACCCAUAGAACACUUAUUUGUUGCAUAACCUCUGUUUGUUCAAGCAAAACAAACUACUGAAAUCAUAGUAACUGCUGUUAUUUUAUUAGUGUUCAGUCAUCUUCAGACACAUCCUGCACACAUCAACUGCUGGUUGGCCUGCUGCUUUAAAACCACUCUGUGGUGGGGGAAAGAAGCUUGAAAAAACAGCUUUACACCCUUCAGGAAAAGAACAGCUAUGACUUCAGCGUUUUUGCCAUUAAGCUGAGAGUUGAAGGAUAUUGGAAUAGGAGGAGUUUUGUAAUGGCACACUACCCUUGAUUAACUUCCUAGCUUUUAUUCUAGUCAUGUACACCUCAAAUAUUUUUUUAUGAAGUCAUAUUUAUUGCGUACUUGAUUUGAUGAUUUUUGAAAGUCGGUUUAGUUGAAGGUAAAACCCAAAGAUCUGCAAAAAUACUAUUUAAUUGAAUUAUUAAAUUAGAAGGACAAUUAAAUCGUGCUUUUUUGUAGUUGCUACAAAGACAGAUGUUACAGAUAUUUGUUGUAAGACAACAAAAUAUAAAUAACUUAUAGCUAAUAAAGUUACCUGAGGAGUGUAAUGCUAGUUUAUUUUUGAGUAUAUCUUAGCAAUAUAUUUUAGAUAUAUUCUUUUAAAGGACCCUAAAGUAUGUUGUUAACUCUGCAUAGCAUGUGUACGGAGCAGUUGUGCAGGAAGGAUUUUUGGUAUUGAAUAGCUAAAUAUAGCCUGAAAUGAUGGAAUGUGCGACACGGUGCCUGUGCGUGCGCGCGUGUGUGUGUUCGACACAGAAAUCAAUAGUAGUGAAAUCUCCAAAUGUUUGCCAAAUUAUUCUGUUUUAUCUUGUACUUAAAAACAAAAAAUCAAACACCUUUUUUCAUUGAGUUACGAUGAUGUAACUGGGUGGUUGGUCCUUUUUAAACAACCAAUGAUUUGCAUAACAGAGGGUAUUUGUUUUUAAAGCUUUUGUAAAUAAAGGCCUAAGAAAUGUUUUCUUACAUAA